Molecule: messenger RNA, 1047 nt
Organism: Penicillium taxi
Lineage: Eukaryota; Fungi; Ascomycota; Eurotiomycetes; Eurotiales; Aspergillaceae
Exons: 2
Coding region: 1-1047 (348 amino acids)
Source: RefSeq, a predicted model, not a curated record
AUGCCUCGUCUCUUCUCUCUAGGCUUGACAGCUUUAUCUUUGCUGUCACCUGCUCUCGGCUACCUCAAAUGUACAGAAACUUUGCCUACCGUUGAUGUCCACACUCUGUACAGCUUUGGCAACGGAACCUGGGCAGAGAACCUUGCGAUUCGAGCCAAUGGUGACAUUCUUGUGUCGCGCCUCGACGUCCCUGAGGUACUUUUACUCGACCCUCUGGGCGUUAGAGACCCAAUCACAAUCGCCUCCUGGGACGCCGAUACCUACAUGGGCUGUCUAGGUAUCUCUGAAACAACGACCGACGUAUUUUACGUAAUCACAUCAUCCUUCAACAAUGAGAGCUUCGUGCGCACUUCGGGCGUCAACAGCAUCUGGGAAAUUAACCUGAGCGCAUUUUCCUUCAUCGGCCCAUUACACAAGAUCGUCACAAAACCGACAGUCAAGAAGCUGGUUGAUGUGACGACUUCGGACUUCUUGAACGGCCUUACUACCCUUUCUGAUACUGCCAUCCUUGCUGGAGAUGCCUACAAUGGCUGGGUGUACUACAUUGACACAACUACUGGCGCUUACCACAUUGCCGUCAAUGAUGAGAAGAUGAAGUUUGACUCCAUCCCUAACCCGCCAACCAACCUUGGUGUCAACGGCAUCAAGGUUCACAACGGAUACCUGUACUGGUCUAACACAGCAGUCGGUACUUUGAACCGAAUUCAGAUUUCAGAGUCGGGUGUCCCCUCGGGUGAAUCUGAAGUUGUCGUCGACAACGUCCCGAAGGCCGACGACUUUAUCUUCCGGAGUGACAACACCAUCUUCAUGGCGCAGAACCAGAUGGAUGAGCUCAGUGUCUUUUUCCCUGAUUGGUCUGAUGCCGAGGUUCUCGCUGGAAGCAACAUUUCCACCACUCUGGCAGGUGUGUCUGCUGCCAAGUUUGGUCGGCUGCCCGUUAACGAGCACAUCCUUUACCUGACUACCAGCGGAGCCGAGGGCAAGCCAAUCAAUGGCUCUGUGACAGUUCCAGGAACUCUCUCAUGGAUCGACACACAGCUCAUCUAA